This is a messenger RNA of Heterobilharzia americana, 2318 nucleotides long. NCBI's taxonomy places the organism in Eukaryota, Metazoa, Platyhelminthes, Trematoda, Strigeidida, Schistosomatidae. The record is from the annotation of a GenBank genome assembly.
GGUGGACACAGGUGAUUUUUUCUCGAUUUUCUACCAAAAAUGAAUAUGCAAGUUAAUCUUAAAGCAUAACUGGAUUUCAGUUAAACAACACUACUGACAUAAUCGUAUAUGAGCAUUGUACACAGUGUUAAAUACACCUGGAAUGCAUCGAACAGUUAGCUUACUUGAUCGAAAAUCUGAAGUGAAACAUGACUCAGCCUCAAGUAGGGUUAUUUAUACAGAACAAAAGAACGGAAUGCUUAUUCCCGAUACGCCAGUCACCAGUCAUAGUCCACAGAGUAUUGUACUGCUAAAAACGCAUUCAGUGAAAUCGAAUAUCAAUGAAUUCGAUCACCAUGGCAACGAUAAACAUAUAAACCGCCACGAAAAUGAUUAUCCAUUAGCCCAGUCAUCACCAAACUCAUUUACAAGUGUUCCUCAAUGUGCUGGAUGUAAACAGUUGGUUAUGGAUCGAACUAUCCUACGAGUUCUUAAUCAAAGUUGGCAUGUGAAUUGUUUGAAAUGUAUGGAUUGUGGUACAUCCUUAUCUGAAAAGUGUUUUGUACGCACUGAUGAGUUAUACUGCAAGGAAGACUUUUUUCGACGAUUUGGAACAAAAUGCGCUGGUUGUGAUAAAGGUAUUCCACCCAUGGAAGUUGUUCGUACAGCUCAAGAAAAUGUUUACCAUCUAGAUUGUUUCUCGUGUGUGAGUUGUGCUCGCAUGCUGAAUACAGGUGAUGAAUUCUACCUACUACACGACAGAAAGUUAAUGUGCAAAUCUGAUUUCGAAACUGCCAAAGCACGAGAAGCUGAAUUGGAUAAUGCUAAUAAGCGUCCACGAACAACUAUAUCAGCUAAACAACUAGAAGCUCUUAAACGAGUAUAUAGUGAAAGCCCUAAACCUGUACGUCAUGUUAGAGAACAGUUAAGUGAAGAAACUGGCUUAGAUAUGCGUGUUGUACAAGUAUGGUUCCAAAAUCGUAGAGCAAAAGAGAAAAGAUUAAAAAAGGAUGCUGGACGGGGUUUAUGGUCUAUAUCUGAUUCACUGUUAAUCAGCAGUUUGACUGUUAAUGUCAGCACCUCAAAUACACCAAUCUGCAAUAAUGGAUCAUAUUUGUAUUCAACAGGUUCAAAUGACCAAGAUAAACAUUCUAUUCCAUAUUGUGGAGAUACAUCAGUUACCCUAGAUGAUUCAACCAGUGGGGAUGAAUAUUUAUCUAAAGAUGAAUUCCAGCGUUCUGGUCUAAGUGAUACAGAUAGUGACUGUUCAGAAAAUGCUGAACAUGCAAAUCAGUCAUUAGACCCAACCAUGGUGGAUGAUUUCUUACAUCAUAAACAUCAUCUAGCAGAUAAAACAACUAAUGAAAGUCUACAUAUGAGUCGGAAUGAAUUUUUAUACUGUGAUCAUAUAUCACCUAAAUCUGCAAGUUUUCAGGCUUCAUUUGAAUCUAAACUAUAUUUAAAUGAGUCAGUUGGUGAGACCAUUUCAAGAAAAGCUGAAUAUGCUAACGAAACAAAAACCCAUGAUUUCAGUGAUACAUGGUUAUCAACUUCUCAUCAUUUCCAUCAUCAAUCAUUUCCAAUAAAUAAUCAACAAUUCAAAGCCAAUAAUGAUAGUAAUAUGAUAACAACAAACACAGACAACAACAUCAUCAGUCUCUCUCCUUCGGAGAACAAACGAGAUGAUAUCUUGUCUUUUACAUCGAAUCAACUAAUUUCAAAUUAUUUGCACUUAAAUAAAAAGCUUAUAUUCGAUGAUGAAAUGACCACUGGAGAAACUUAUUUACAGCCUGUUGACUUACUACCUUACACAUUAAACACCAGCAAUCUAACACAAUAUGGUAUUCCUCAGUCGAGUUCAUCUUGAGUGUAAUUAUGAAUAUGCUGACAAUAUAUUAAAGCUGACAUUUAAUUGAAUGUGGUAUACAUUAUAUUUGAGAGGAACCUAAAUUUCACCUCCAGCAGAUUUGGUUGAUCAUUUAUAUAACUGUGGUCAUUUUGAAGGUUUGAAAAAAAGUGAUAGAUUGCAGGAGAAAAAGUUUCUUAUGAUAUUUAUCGACAUGUGCAAUUUAAGCGAGUAAAUUGGUCGUUAUAAUAUGCGCCGUUUUACCAUCUUCUUUUAUUACAUUUCCAGCUAUUAACUGGAGUUAUUUCUUCUCUUUUUCAUUCCGUUCCUAUAAACAAAUAUUAUAAAACAUCUUUUGUUGUUUGAUGAUUUUAGCUUCAAUGAAAAAAAACUGCCAUCACCUCUUCUGUAUUGUACUUACAUAGAGGUCUUCUCUUUGUUUUCUUUUUGUAAUACUGUAAUAUUUAACUUAGAUUAAAAAUGUAGAUUCAUU